GUAUUUAACAAUAACAGUAAUGUUACGUUUGUUAUAUUAAGAUAAGAAUAAUUACAAUAUUGAUAGUCUCGUAAUCUAUCCAGUUGGUGUUUAAAUUUAGCUAUGUUGUAUGUUCGCACAGACGUUAGUUGAAGUGUAAUCUGAUAAUACUUUUUUCAGUUUAGUUGUUUCCCGUGAACAGUUGUUCUUUUAGUAAUUUCAUAAUGUUUCAAAACGAAUUUCAGCUUUCCGUUUUCAAUAGCGAGUUUACUAUUAAUAUUUUGUAAGAAAAUAUAUUUAUACUUAGAAUCGUAACGCAUUGAUAAAAUAGUUGUGCAGGUAAAGCCAAAUAUUUUGAUAGUUGCUGGAAAUCCCUUUUGCUAUUGAAUUCAGUGUUGCAGAAACGAUGAGCUCUAGAAGCAUUUAUGGAAACAACCAUUAACUUUUCAUCAGAACAAUUGUGGAUCAGAUUAUUUGGACUAACAUUUUAUUUGUAGGGUAUAAUGCUUUUUUUAGGCAAAUGCUUUAAUCUUGAUUUCUGCAGCAGUCAGCAACAUUAUUUAAAUGUAUACUUUUUACUUUACAGCACAAUACUAUGCACAUGUACUUUAAAUGAUAAAAUCCUUACAUAAUAAUAACUCAGAUUUUCUCUCUCUCUGUCCAAGCAUUUUUAGAAGGCAUAUGGUGUUCAGUUUCUCUGAUACUUUUUUUGGCUGUUCGUCUUGGGGUAUUUAAUGGGAAAAUUCCACAUAUUUGUUCUUCAAACAAACUUCAGAAAUCUCCCCUUGACAGUUUUCAUAUUUACUGUAUUGGACACCAAACUUAAUUCUUACCCACUAAGUGGCAGACAUGAACUGGUUGAUAGUUUUGAGAUGUAUUUUAGUUUCAGUAUUUGAGUUUUGAUUUUGGUUGACAACAGCUGGGGAGGAGGCUGGAACAAAGAUGAUGCACAGAAGGAAAAGUCCCUUCAAUACCACCACGUAGAACAGUUCAGCUCUGUGUUUAUCUGGUAUUUAAAGACAAUGACCUCUCCUUGGGGAAAAUUGGCUGAUAGUUUUUUGUGUCACAAUUUAGCGACUUGAAAGUAGGAAGUAUUUAACAAAAGGAUGAUAUAUCCAUAUCCAUCUAUAUUUUCGUGACAACAACCUUUUCUGGCAGUUGGUUUUAUAAGUUGUUUCUGCCAGUAUUAUAUAUUUACUAGUUAUUCAAACAAGAUAUUUUUGAACUCCUCCAUAUAUUCAAAGAAUAAAAAUAAUUAUAGUUAAUAAUAUAUUAAAAUUGGUCGCAUAAUAAUUGGGGGUAAAAAUGUUGUGAUUGUUGUGAAUGUUGUAUUUUUGCAGUUUGUUAGCAAGCUAAAUAUGCUGGAGGCAGUGGGGUCAUCUGUAGAGGGUCGUUCUAACACUAAAACAUCAAAAGAAUGGAAACACUUUAAUCUUGCAUCAUCAAAGACGUCAGUAUCCCGCCAAACUGAUAUGUAAAAUAGCUUCUCUAAGGCUAUGUCAGCAAUACUUGUAUUUGCUGUGUACCAUUCUGUUACAACAUUUUCGGUUCAAUACAUACAGUGAAAUGAAUAAACCCGUAUUUUGACACUAGAGAAACCUAUAUCCUCAAGUAGAUGUUCAACACAAAACAUUAUGUUAAUUGUGGCCGUGAGUUGGCUAGAGCAAGUGCUGGAAAGCCUGAAGACCCAUGUCCCAUGUCACUUAAAUCAGUAUUUAGGGAAUAUUUUGGUUUCUACUAUGGAUUAUUAUUUUAUUGUUAUUAUUAUUAUUAAUAAUAAUAAUGAAGAAGAAGGGAGGCAGUGUGUGGCUCAAGCCUCUGUGCCUGUUCUUGAGCAAGACCUUAACCCCCUGCUCCCUCGGUGCCACAACAGGUGGCUGCCCUUCACAGCCAGUUUGUUGUCAUCAACAGAGAGCAAGUUGGGGGAGUCAUAAAGAGAAUUUCCCCACAGAGAUCAAUAAAGUAUUAUUAUUAUUAUAAGACCAGGUCUGUCGCCUCUGUUGUGCUGAACUCAGAUAUGAUGCUGGAAACAUCUAAAAUGCCCAAUGAUUUGGGACGAAUGUGUGUAGUACUGAAGCAAAGCAGAAGCAGCACCUGCAAGUUAGUCUUUCUAUGGCUUUUGAAGCACUUCUGCCAGGAAAGUCAGUGAAAAUAAGCAUCUCUUGGGUAUUGUUAUUGCGACACAUCAACAGACACUUUGCCGUUUGUUUUCUUUAUAACUGUUACGAAUUGUUUGCUGUUUUAGUAACAAACAGUUUCAAGAUAAAUUCCUUACUGUACCAAAAUUGUAAAAAACACUGAAAUGUGUAUGAAAUCAUGAAUUUUGUGUACUUACAUCCCUAGAUUCUCUCCACUGUGUAAAGUUUAAAGAAAUACCUCUGUUUUUUUUAAUAGUGCAUUUGCAAAAACCCUGUGUUUUGACCCACCUAAUCCAUUAGUUGAAUGCCUGAUCACACAGUUAAUAAUUUAUCACCAUAAUAUUUUUUGCAGCCCUUGUUGCUAUAUACAUUUUUCUGCAAGAAACAUAAAUCAGCUCGGUGCUAAAAAUGAAGCUAAUUGGUUUGACAGAUGACAUGGGCAGUAUAUGGUAUAUAUUCAGAAACAACUGGUAUUUCCCAGUCAGUUUGAAAUUUUGUCACUGUGAAACCAUUGUAAGAACAAUUUCAAUAACAUUAAGAAAUUAGUGCAACACAUGCAAUGCCCUCCACAAUUAUUGGCACCCCUUUUAAAGAUUUGUAAAAAGGGUUAGAAAAAAUUCACCUUUUGGUGAAGCCGCUUUAUGUCACACUGAAAAUUCAGAAAAAUCCAACCUUUCAUUAACAUAAAUUUAUUCCAAGAAAAAAAAAUCAUUCAUCAUAAAUAAUUAUCUUUAACAAAAACACAUGUGCCAUGAUUAUUGGCACCCCUGGAAAUUAUAGUGAACACAAUGUAACUGAAGCAUGUUUCCCUUGUAAAUUGUACAUUUUUCAAUUCAGUGGAUUGAAUAGGAACAUUCAAGCUAUAACCCAUGAAUUGCUGGUUAACAGGGAUAUGGACAUGAGGUGACACAGACCUCAAAUUCUCAUAGUCAUCCAUCAACAUGGGAAAGAUAAGAGAACAUACAAACCAAAUGAGGGAGAAGUGUGUUGAGCUUCAUAAGUCAGGGAAUGGGUAUUAAAAAUAGCUACGUGCCUUUCUACUUUUUCUAUGCCCGUAUCUACUGUUAGUGCAAUAAUAAAAAGUGGACAACUGAAACUGUUACAAACCUGCCUGGAAAAGAACCCAAGUUUAUUUUCCCCCCACAUACAGUGAGAAGGAUCAUAAGAGAGGCAAACAAACAUCCCCAAGGAUGACUACUGGUGAAUUUCAAGACCAAGUAAAAUCUUGGGGUUACCACAUCUCUGAAAAGACUUUCAGACACCCCUUCAUGCUAAACAGAUUAUUUGCAAGGUAUGCCAGAAGAAGCUUUUUUUCUGUCCGUUAACCACAAACGUGAGCACCUGGAGUUUGUGAAACACUACUACAACUUUGACUGGAACCAAAUUAAAUGGUCUGAUGAAACAAGAAUGGAGCUUUUUGGCAAUAAACAUAAGGUCAUGUCAGCAGGCCGGAAUGUGGAUGUGCCAGAGCUACAGAUCCCUCCCCAACCCCGUGCUCCUUCAAUUGUCCAGAGACCCUGGACUGAGCCUGGAUUUCAGCCUCUGCAGGGAGGUUUCAGGGAUCACUUUGUUUUCCCUCCAGAGCCAAAGUACUGCUGUGAGGCAUGUCACUUAGUAUUGUGUAACCCAAGACAAACCGAGUGUGGACACCGUUUUUGUGAGACCUGCAUUUCCAAAGAGCUAAGUAAACCACAUCCAGUUUGUCCUGCAGAUAUGGAACCUUUAUUUGAAGACAAGAUAUUUCGGGAUGUAUGCUGUAACCGAGAAAUUAUGGCACUGAAGGUCUACUGCCGGAGUGAGAAAAAUGGCUGCAAAGAGCAAAUGACUCUACAACAGGUCAUGGAUCAUUUGAAUGUAUGUCCAUAUUUUGAGGUUCCAUGUCCUUUGGGAAAAUGUAAAGAGCAAAUGAUGCGCAAGGACAUGCCUGAGCACCUGGCCAGAAAGUGUAAAUACAGAGAGUCUACCUGUGAAUUCUGCAAACACAAGAUGGCUCUAACAGAAAUAGAGAAACACAAAGAAACUGUUUGUCCUGCAUUUCCAGUACAUUGCCCCAAUAAUUGUGCUUCUUCUAUACUACGGAGUGAGCUCUCCAGCCACCAACAUGAAUGUCCAAAGGCACAGGUUUCUUGUGCCUUUAAUCGCUUUGGAUGCACAUUUAAGGGUCUCAACCAGGAGAUGAAAGACCAUGAUUCCAGCUUUGUAUCAGAACAUCUCCUACUGAUGGCAACCAGAAAUGCAACUCUUGAGGCAAAAGUAGAGGACAUAAAAGGAGAGCUCCAGGAACGAUAUAAAGUCCUACCAAGUAUGAAUUCACGGCUGCUGGAAAUGGAAUCCCUUCAUGAGGACAUGCGGGAGAAGAUCAGACAGGUGGAGCAGAAACUGUCUGGCAUGCAGAAGGUAAUGAGUUCACAUUCCGAGAAGGUACUGGAGAUAGAGCUGGACCUGAAUUCACUGCGGUUAGUUCAGGACGAGGUGGAGACUCUGCGAAGUACUGUGGAGAACAUUCGCUCGCGUGUAAAUGCUUUGGAGACGGGACGAGGGGGUCCCAGCACUGGAACACAACUUUUAGGCUCUUUGGAAAAUCAGCUGUCUCGUCAUGAUGACUUGCUCAGUGUACAUGAGAUUCGCCUGGCUGACAUGGAUUUACGGUUCCAGGUGCUGGAAACAGCCAGCUACAAUGGUACACUUAUAUGGAAAAUCAGGGACUAUAAACGGCGGAAGCAGGAAGCUGUAGCAUCCAAGACACUCUCCCUCUACAGCCAACCAUUUUAUACUGGCUACUUUGGUUACAAAAUGUGUGCUAGGGUAUAUCUCAAUGGUGAUGGCAUGGGCAAGGGCACACACUUAUCGCUUUUCUUUGUGGUGAUGCGUGGAGAAUAUGAUGCCCUACUUCCUUGGCCGUUCAAACAGAAAGUGACACUUAUGUUAAUGGACCAAGGACCAGCUCGAAAACACCUUGGUGAUGCCUUUAAGCCAGACCCGAACAGCAGCAGUUUCCGGCGUCCAGUAGCUGAGAUGAAUAUUGCAUCAGGAUGCCCUCUCUUUGUCGCCCAGACCGUUCUUGAGAAUGGCACAUACAUCAAGGAGGACACCAUUUUCAUUAAGGUCACAGUAGACACCUCAGACCUCCCUGACCCAUGAUGUUAAUCCAUCAAAUGGGUGCAGUUAGUAUAACGCUGUCAGAGUGAAGACUGCAUAUGAAAAUGAAGUGUGAACAUGGACUCUAAAAUGGCAAGAGUAGGAGCAAGCCUGCAGGUAGCUUCUGAACUGUCAGUACUUUGUAUUUGGAUGAACUGCAUCCAUCACAAAUGAAAGAGCAGUUUAUUAACAAGGAUUAACAUAACUGUUAUGCAAGUACGCAUUCAUCUUUUAAAGCGAUACGUGCAGCAAUCAACAACAACAACAACAACAAAUUUAUUUUUAUAUAGCGCAUUAUCACAACAUUACAUUGUCUCAAAGCGCUUUACAGUAUCCUCACCCAAAGCCCCCAAUCGAUUGUUGUAGCAGCGUAUUUUAUGUGCAUUUGCGCCGAUAUGAAUUAUGAUAUGCUAAUUUCUACUUCAUUUGCGGUAUAGAGGUUAAAGUACACAGUAAUUUCUCAUCAUAUCGGUGCAAAUGCACAUAAAAUACGUGCUGUUACAUUAACAUAUUGCUUUUAAAGGUGAAUGCAUACUUGCAUAUCAGUUAUGUCAGUCAUUGUUUAUUAACAUCAUUGGAUGUUUGGAAGGUGAAUGUGAGCUGAUCUGUAACAAAGAAUUCAAUGUUUCAGGUUUAUUUCUGAGAAAGACUCUUUAUGCAGAUUGUUAGGUGCUUGUAAAUGGAACAUGAUCCUGCCCUGAAAUUUUGGUAGAUAUGAAAAUCACAAACACAAUUCCAUGUGUGAAUAUCAGAUGUGGAGUAUCUUCAUACCUCAAUGGAUAAAUGGGAGAUUGAUUUUAUUUGCAAAUUACGCAUUUUAAUAAAUUUAAUAAACACAUUGGUGUACAUAUUAGUUUAAAUAGUGCAGUUUGCAUAUAUUUUAUUUUAUAGUAGGUUCAACAUUUUUCAUCCAGUUAAUGGUAGUGUAAUUUUGUGACCAAUAAACUGCCAUGUUCUGUUUUGUACUUGAUGGUAAUGAAAUAUUGCAUAACAUUAAAAGACAAUAGAUGCUGUGCAUCUAUUUUAUUACACAAUUUACUCCAGAGGAUGUUUUCAGCACUUUUCAAAUGUAUUACACAAAAUAAAAAUUCAGCAACAUUUUUAUUUAAA
Molecule: messenger RNA, 6365 nt
Organism: Brienomyrus brachyistius
Lineage: Eukaryota; Metazoa; Chordata; Actinopteri; Osteoglossiformes; Mormyridae
Gene: traf3
Product: TNF receptor-associated factor 3
Exons: 11
Coding region: 3411-5258 (615 amino acids)
Biological process (GO): positive regulation of JNK cascade; protein K63-linked ubiquitination; regulation of canonical NF-kappaB signal transduction
Cellular component (GO): plasma membrane signaling receptor complex
Molecular function (GO): tumor necrosis factor receptor binding; zinc ion binding
Source: RefSeq, a predicted model, not a curated record